AUUAAGACUGAUGUCACGAAGCGCCCUAUCGAUCAGGCUAUCAAGCAGGUUCGUGUCUUCAUCGGUCAUCCUGUACAUGACCGCCUCAAGUUCGACCCUAACCACAGUGGUGCCUAUGCUAGAUGGCGUGUUGCCUUUGCUGAUGCGAUCGAGCGCGUGCCAUGCUCUCGACAAGUUGCUACGGAGGCAGUUCUGGCAUGUCUACCAGAGCCUGUCAAAGGCACUGUCGAACGAAGUGUUCACCCAAGUGACAUCGAGAAGUUUGGUCACGUCAUCAUCAUCUAUGCCUUGGACCAUACCUAUCUGACGAAGCUCGAGUUGCGUAGUGUCUCCGCUGCGUGGGAGAGAAUCUGCCAACAACCCAAUGAGUCUGUCCGUCAAUAUGCUACGAGGUUUGAGCACUGUGCACAUGUAUACACAGCUCUCUACUAUACUCAUGGUCUUUCUGCCCGUGACAUCACCACCAAAUUCUCUGACGGUCUCCGUGGUGCCCGUGAAGUUCUGGGAAGAUGUCUAAUUGACCCCCAAUGCCAGCUUGGCUAUGAAGCUUACAAGCUUGCACUCUUCGCCUUUCUCGACAACGGCACACCCCUGCCCGAUGAUCUAACGGCAAUGACGCCCGGUCAGUCACGGUCUCAAGGUUCGGGUAAAGGUGGCCUCAAGAAGGUCGAUCAUUCUCAGAUCAUCUCCAUCUGUGCACUAGCUACCAAAGAGCUUGGUAUACCGCCUGAUAACUGCCUACGCUGCGGGUUGCCUUCACAUCAGGCCAACUCAUGUCGUCAUACUCAAAUCUUCAAGCAGAAGGAGCGUUGUGACAG
Perkinsus marinus ATCC 50983 is the source of this 818-nucleotide messenger RNA. RefSeq lists its product as hypothetical. The annotation marks the transcript as partial. Lineage: Eukaryota; Perkinsozoa; Perkinsida; Perkinsidae. The record is from RefSeq and is a predicted model, not a curated record. The transcript has a single exon.